AUUCACACUAAACGGCCAUUGUUCGCACGUGAGAGGGCGACUUGCUACACGAGAGCCCCUGUCAGUGUUUGACAAACACUUUAUCUGGGAAACAUUUACGGACUCCGACACUUCUUCUCCCACUGCUGCUCGGGCACUCUCCGCAGAUUGUCAGUUUAGAAAGAUAAUUCUAUCCGUCCAGAAAGAAGAUAAUUUGUUCACCACACUCUCCGCAGAUUGUCAGUUUAGAAAGAUAAUUCCACCUGUCUAGAAGAAAAUAAUUUCGUUAUCACACUUUCCGCAGACAUUUUAGAAACAUUAAUUGUCCAGACUGUGAUGCAUAUCUGAUAGCAGCGUGCACACGAUGGCGGAAGAACGCGAGGAGUACUUUAACGGCGGCAGCGUCAGCGACAGUGAACACAUCUCCGUGGAUUGCGACUCUAGCUCCGGGUCGGAGGAUCCCAAUACAUCGUCCUCCACCCCCAGGCCGAGGUAUAACUCCAAAGCGAGGAGAAAAAGCUCCCAGGCCGAGAAGUGUCUCUCUGAAGGCGAGAUGCAGGAUCUACGCUUGAAGAUAAACGGCAGGGAGAGGCGGAGGAUGCACGACUUGAACUCGGCACUGGACGGACUCCGGGACGUGAUGCCGUACGCACACGGGCCGUCCGUGAGGAAACUCUCGAAGAUAGCCACUCUGCUGCUGGCGAGGAACUACAUCCUCAUGCUCAACAGUUCUCUCGAGGAGAUGAAGAAACUCAUCACAGACGUCUACAGCUCACAUCGCGGGGCACGUGCUGGGGCGCUAAGCCCUCACGCGCACCACGCACCCCUACCGCACGCGCAGCUCUCCAUGUUAGCUAUGUUACCAACCAUGUCUCAGCCAAUUCCAGGACUUACUGCUCAUGACUUCUGCCGGGAUUCCGUCCCCACGAUCCCGUCGCCCGCCCUGUCGGCAGACAGGGCCGCGAUGUACGGACGCUGGCCCACACCCUGCGCGUGUUCACAGUGUGCCACAGACAUCGUUCGAUCCCCCAUCGCUACGUACGCAGGGAAGUUCACUGGCGCUGCUCCUACGAACUUCAGGAAGUGAACGAGGUCUUGGCGGGUUAUCUCAAGUGCUAUGGUUUAUGGCGUGGUAAACUGGAGGCGGGUUUGUUCUGUAGUUGCUGCUGCUUGUGUUACAUUAACCCAAGGGCUGCUCACCAUGAACAGUAAAACGGUUUUCGACACUGCUCACACAAAUGACGAUUGUCCGAAGUGAUCCUUCCUUUCAUUUAGCAAUGCUUCGAGGAUGACAGACGGCCACAACACGGACGUUAGACCGUGAUGGGCAUUCUCAUAGAUCUCUGAUGUCUGCUACAUCCUCAGCGUGGUGAAUGUUGACGUCAUCGGCGAGGUGAACGUUCUUAGACGAUGAGUGUGACUGAGGAAACUUUACUGAACUCGAGUGCCUUCCAAAAGAACAUGCAGUGUGGAUAACGUUAGCUACGUGAAAACAUAUCCAGAUAUAGAAACCUAUUUUUAUAUAUUUAUUUUUCAUCGCUUUUACCUCACUUUACGUGCCUUAUUCAACAUUUUAAAAAUAAAGAAUAAGUAAUUUUUUACAACAUCGUUCGUUUACAAUGUGUUCUGUACGAGAAAGGGCUAGUUUCUGAUCUAUACACGUAAGUGCGCGUGGUUUGAUAUAUAUUUUUUAUACUGCGCAUUUUUUUGUUUUUUAAAACUUAAUUUUAUGGUUACUA
Messenger RNA from Gigantopelta aegis, 1718 nucleotides. RefSeq names its product oligodendrocyte transcription factor 2-like. Gene Ontology annotation, molecular function: protein dimerization activity. The transcript has a single exon. The coding region runs from base 344 to 1066 and encodes 240 amino acids. The record is from RefSeq and is a predicted model, not a curated record. NCBI's taxonomy places the organism in Eukaryota, Metazoa, Mollusca, Gastropoda, Neomphalida, Peltospiridae.